This is a messenger RNA of Ochlerotatus camptorhynchus, 3071 nucleotides long. Its product is annotated as hornerin-like. The record is from RefSeq and is a predicted model, not a curated record. NCBI's taxonomy places the organism in Eukaryota, Metazoa, Arthropoda, Insecta, Diptera, Culicidae. Gene Ontology annotation, molecular function: serine-type endopeptidase activity. Bases 18 to 3026 code for a protein of 1002 amino acids. Gene Ontology annotation, biological process: proteolysis. The transcript has 5 exons.
UUUCAGUUUCAUAGAGGAUGAUCGCUCUUCGGAUAGGGCUACUUUUAGCCCUCGGUUUAACCUUGGCUUUAGCCGAAGACGAGGUUAUCAAAUGUCCUGGAGGUGAAUGUGUGAAGCUACAUCUCUGUCGAGAUGGUGAAAUAGUAACGGACGGAUCUAAUCUGAUUGAUAUUCGAUUCAAUCCAGACGAUCCAUGUGAACACUAUCUUUUGAAAUGCUGUGCUGUCCCAGAUGGUGAAGAUGGUGACAUUAUAGAGCCCCCUGCAACUGGGGAUACGGAAUUUAUUGAGCCAUUACCUUCUGGUCCACAAUCCGAAAAUCUAGUGGGUUCAAAUUCAGGAUCAUCAGGACCGACAACAUCAUCAGGAUCGUCAGGAUCAACAGGAUCGUCAGGAUCGGCAGGAUCGUCAGGAUCGGCAGGAUCUUCAGGUUCGGGAGUAUCGUCAGGACCAUCUGGAUCAUCAGAAGGACAGCUUCCAGUUCAUGGUCGUGAGCAGGAGGGAGUAAUAGAAAAUCCCGGUAAUUAUCUCGGUGGUAGUUAUGCACACGGUGGUGGUAGUUUUAGUGGCACUUUUUCUCAAAGUAGUAGUAGCAGUAGCAGUAGCAGUAGCAGUAGCAGUAGUAGUAGCAGUCAAAACUACCAACAGCAAUGGACUGGUCCGCAAAGACCAUUUGGAAUGGGUGUUGGUGGUGGUGGUUCUAAUAUAGGUGGUUCAUCUGGAUAUGGUACAGGUCACCCGGGAUCCAUAGGAUACAAUACCGGUCAUCCGGGAAUCAAAGGUCAAGAAUCAGGGCAAACGAGCACUGUAGGACACGGCACAGCUCAAGCAGGACACGGUACAAGUCAAUCGGGAAUCAAAGAACAAGGUACAGGACAAACAGGACAAGGAACAGGUGAAAUUGGAUCUCUAGGACAGGGAGGGGGGAAACCGGGUUCGUCAGGACAAGGAAUAGGACAAACGGUAGCUGUAGGAGAUGGCAUAGUACAAACGGGGCAUGGCACAUCGCAACCAGGAUCUGUAGGAAUCGGCACUGGACAAACAGAGCAUGGCACAGGGAAAAGUGAAUCAAUGGGACAUACUAUAAGUCAAACAGGUACUACUGCCGCAGGCUCGCUAGUGUCUCAGCAUGAAACAUCGGGGUACAACCGAACCGCAUUAUCUUCUGGAACCAUGCAUGGUUCAACAGGAGGAACUGUAAGCUCAGAAAACGCUGGGUUAUUAGGCGGCAGUUCAGCUGGAGGUUAUGACAAUACUGCAACGCAUAACCUAGAAGGUUCAAAUAUGUUUGCGGGAGAUUUGCACGGUGGCACUGCUGGUGCGAGUGGAACUCACACUGGAGGUCACUCUGUACAAGGGCAGAUAACUGGAAACCAUGCGGGAGAAUCCACGCACCAAACAGAACAGUUUGAACAUGUAAGUUCAACUAACGUAUCUGGUGGCCAAACAGGAGCUUAUCAAGCUGUUGGUUCUGAACAGCAUGGUGCUGAAAAUGCAAUGUACGGAACAGGUAAUAUAGUACAUGGUGUAGGCACAGUCACUAAAGAUCAAACUAUGGAUACAUCAAACGUGAAUGCUGGAAGCUCGAAUAAUUCUGGUACCUCACAGCAAGGACAAGCAUCAUUGAAUCAAUACCAAGAUAACAGCUCAACUGCCAGUCAUACCUCCCAAAACACUCAAAGUACAAAUAAUGUUGAAUCAAAUCAAGGGCAUGGACAAAGCCAUUCAGGCCAAACAGGAGCUUAUCAAGCUGUUGGUUCUGGACAGCAUGGUGCUGAAAAUACAAUGCACGGAACAGGCACAGUCACUAAAGAUCAAACUAUGGAUUCGUCAAACGUGAAUGCUGGAAGCUCGUAUAAUUCUGGUACCUCACAGCAAGGACAAGCAUCAUUGAAUCAUCAUUACCAAGAUAACAGCUCAACUGCCAGUCAUACCUCCCAAAACACUCAGAGUGCAAAUAAUGUUGGAUUAAAUCAAGGGCAUGGGCAAGGCCACUCAGGUUCUAACACUGUGAAUCAUUACGAAGGUGAUGGAUGUACUAGUCACACUCAAAAACACUCCACACACAAACAACACCAUGGACAUGUUGAAGGCAAUCAACAAACACAUAACAGCUACGGUAGUGGUUACAAUAAUAUGUAUUAUGCUGGUACCACAGUCAAUCCGAUUUUACCUCCUCAUGAAAACGUGGGAUGUGGUUUCCGCAAUCCGGAUGGAGUUGGCUUCCGUAUCACAGGAAACUCGGAUGGCGAAGCGGAGUAUGGAGAAUUCCCCUGGAUGGUAGCAAUUUUGAAGGAGGAAAAAGCUUUGGAUCAGGUCAUCAACGUAUACCAAUGCGGUGGUUCAUUGAUUCAUCCGCGAGUAGUUUUGACGGCUGCUCAUUGUGUCCAAAAUAAGCAACCCCACGAAAUCAAGGUUCGCCUGGGUGAAUGGGACACACAGACAACUAAUGAAAUCCAUGACCAUCAGGAUCGCAAUGUCGCUGAAAUCGUUGUUCACGAUAAAUUUUACAAAGGAGGGCUAUUUAAUGACUUUGCCUUACUAUUCUUAGACAAGCCAGUCGAGAUUAUUGAUACAGUCAACACAGUUUGUCUACCGCCUCAAGAUUUCAAUUUUGACCUCAGUCGUUGUUUUGCCUCUGGUUGGGGUAAGGAUGUGUUUGGAAAGGAAGGCAAGUAUCAAGUCAUUUUAAAGAAGAUCGAGCUUCCCGUUAUGCCGUUCAAUAAAUGUCAAGAUGCUCUCCGGACAACUCGUUUGGGUAAAAGAUUCAUCCUCAAUAAGAGUUUCAUUUGCGCUGGAGGUGAACCUAAAAAGGAUACGUGCAAGGGAGAUGGUGGAUCCCCGCUAGUGUGCCCGAUUCCUGGAUCGCCAAAUCGCUUCUAUCAGGCAGGAAUUGUCGCAUGGGGUAUUGGAUGCGGUGAACAUGGAAUUCCUGGCGUCUACGCAAAUGUAGCUGGAUUCAGAACCUGGAUCGAUGGACAUCUGACUCAGCGCAGCAUUCCUCACGAUUACUAUAUUGCUGUUUGAGACUGAGAAAAUUGUACAGAAAUAUAUGUUUGGUACGAAUUAUUU